This is a messenger RNA of Cyclopterus lumpus (lumpfish), 1114 nucleotides long. RefSeq names its product coenzyme Q-binding protein COQ10 homolog, mitochondrial. Gene Ontology annotation, biological process: cellular respiration; ubiquinone biosynthetic process. Gene Ontology annotation, cellular component: mitochondrion. Gene Ontology annotation, molecular function: ubiquinone binding. Lineage: Eukaryota; Metazoa; Chordata; Actinopteri; Perciformes; Cyclopteridae. The record is from RefSeq and is a predicted model, not a curated record. The coding region runs from base 108 to 827 and encodes 239 amino acids. The transcript has 5 exons.
UAUCGGACUGGAGCGGCUGAUCAGUCGAAACAAAGCCGGGUUGCUGCCGCUGCCGCUGGGGUGCAAGUGCCGACGUCUCUCCUGAGAACUCGUGUCGGUCUUCAGACAUGAACUCCACCAUGACGAGCAGAACGACCCCCGUCCUCCUCAGGGCGCUGCUGGAGCUGUGUGAAGCCCACUCCUCUCGAGCGGCGCGAGGACACGGGAGAAGAGCGAAUAGCACGCACUUGUGGGGCUCCUGCGGGGCCCUGGCAGUGAGAAGGGCCAGCCUGCCUCUCCGCCCUGCCUUCCCCGUCAGCACACCCAGCCGCAGCUUCAUCAACCUGGCCUCCCCCGUCAGCACGCGCAGGAUGGAGUACACCGAGUGCCGGACACUAGGGUAUUCUCCUGAGCAGAUGUACAAAGUGGUGGCCAGUAUGGACCAGUACCGCCACUUUGUUCCCUGGUGCAAGAAGUCUCGGGUCACGAAGGGACAAAACGGCGACGUCCUGGUGGAUCUCGAAAUAGGUUUUCCCCCCUUUGUGGAGCGCUACACCUCUGAGGUCACUGUCGUUCCAAACCACCAAGUCAGGGCCGUGUGUACCGACGGAUCUCUCUUCAGCCAUCUUGAAACAAUAUGGAGGUUCGCCCCUGCAGACAAAGACCUGCCAGCCUCCUGCAAAGUGGAUUUCUCUGUUUCAUUUGAGUUCAAGUCUCUUUUGCACUCUCAGCUAGCCAGCGUCUUCUUUGACGAAGUGGUUAAACAGAUGGUCAACGCCUUUGAGUUACGAGCUGCAAUGCUUUAUAGGAACCAGCAGGAGGCGCCAUUGGGGAGGCGGUCAACAUGAGACCUUCAACCAACCCCUUGUCAACGCUUGUCUUUCACAGGAAGCUGGUUCUUCUUUUUGCACACGCCCAUAUCUUACACUUGAGUCGACAUGCACAUUUAACAUACUUAGUAUUUAUUUAUAAUCCACAAGCAAUUUAUUGUAUAUAUUUAGUUACUCAAAUGUCAGGCAUUUGGCAUGGUUUCAAAUGCUGAUGUUUCUUUGUAAGAUUGGGGGUUCAACACUGAAACAUCUAAAAGGGUUCAGAGCUAUUUGGUGGAAUUAAAGAAGUCUUUUAUUUUGGUAAA